Messenger RNA from Hermetia illucens (black soldier fly), 633 nucleotides. RefSeq lists its product as uncharacterized. The transcript has 4 exons. Lineage: Eukaryota; Metazoa; Arthropoda; Insecta; Diptera; Stratiomyidae. Bases 1 to 633 code for a protein of 210 amino acids. The record is from RefSeq and is a predicted model, not a curated record.
AUGGACACAUGUCAGCAGCUUGUAAGGGACUGGACAGGAGGACAACAUCCCGGAGAUGUGGCCAACGUUUUUGAAAUUCCCUUAAAAAUUUUAAAAGUUAUAUCAAGUGAUGAUAGCAGUAGCCUUGAAGUACAGGAGAAAGCCAUGCGGGACGGGCUUGGGGACAGAAUGUCCGCCAAGAGGACCAAGUUAGUGCUACCGGACAAAAUUUCGUCCGAAGAGGAGGGAACCACGGGCCCUACAACGAUUGUGGAGGGGAACUCGAACCUCUUCAUGCGAAUUGCGGAGCUGGAGCACGAAAAGGCCGACAUGGCCCAGCAGUUGGAGUGCCAGUUGGCGUUCAUCAAGGAGCUGCAGCAGCAGAUGGCUGAGAUGGAAGCAGCCAACAUGGCCGCGAAGCAGCCGGUCCAUCAUCAGCAGGAGCAACAGCAGCAGCUAAUCAUACAGCAGCGGCAACAACAGCAGGAGCAGAGGAAGCAGCGGCGACAACAGCAGCAACGACAACAGCAGAGCGAAGAUGAUGGCAUGUGCCCAGAAGUCAUCAUCGAGGAGGAGGAAGGAUACCCCUUCAACUUUGUAGUGCGGAAGAAGAAGGCAGCCAAUAGGAAUAAGGUUAGUGCUAUCACUGUUUAA